AAGCAUUUAAACAUAAAACCCCAAGGCUUGACUUUUAGGGUUUCUUCAAACUUACACUCAUUAGCCUUGAUAUCUCCGCUCUUUUUCCUGCAAUAACAGUGAAUCUCCAUUAAUGGUGGAAUUUGCAAAAGAAACUACCUGUGAAGUGCAGCCCUGAGCUUCAUUGAAGGGGGCCUUCUUCAUUGCGAGCUUGUUCUCUGACAGCCACUCCGAGCUUCUUUAAUGGCAGAUUUGCAUAGGAAUCACUGAAACAUAGGCGAGGACUGCAUUGUGGAGAACCUGAGCUCCGUUAGUGGCGUAUUUGCAGAGGAAUCUGUGAACAGAGGGGACCAAUCUUACUUGUUUGCAGAGAAAUCAGUUGAGUUUCGUAAGAGCAACUCGGGGCUUCAUUAAUGGCGGAUUUGCACGGGACGCUUUGAACAGGAACGACCAGUGUGACCUUUUUUGCAGAGAAUGAAUUGGGUAUUGUAAGAACAGCUUGGAGCUUUACUACUGGCGGAUUUGCAGUGAAAUCUCUGAUCAUAGGAGCGAAAAAAAUCGAAUUUUUGCGGAGAAAAACUGACGUGUUUUAUAUAACAACUUGGGGUGCUGCAUUAAUGGCUGAUUAUCCAAGAAAUAUCUGAAACAGUGGUGAAAAGUUUGCAGAGAAAUGAGUUGGGUUUUCUCAGAAAGCAAGCGAAGCUUAAUCUCAAGCUUCAUCCCUCCUAGCCCACCUCCUCAACCAGAGGUCUUUCAUGGCUUCCUCCACCAAAACCAGUUGAACCCAUCUCCUUAUAACUUCCAAAAAGAACAAUCAACCAGCAAAAUAAGCCCUGCUGUUCUCUUCAUUAUAGUAAUUUUAGCAGUGGUUUUCUUCAUCUCUGGCUUGCUCCACCUCCUCGUUCGAUUUCUUCUUAGGCCCCAAUCUCCAUCCCCAAGAGAACCAGAGCUCUCAGACUCUGCAAAUACUUUUCAAGGUCAAUUGCAACAACUCUUUAAUCUCCAUGAUUCAGGUGUUGAUCAAGCUUUCAUUGAUGCAUUACCAGUUUUCAUUUAUAAAGCAAUAAUGGGUUCAGAAACAGAGCCCCCAUUCGAUUGUGCAGUGUGCUUAUGCGAGUUCGGGAGCGAAGAUAAGCUUCGAUUGCUCCCAAAUUGUAGCCAUGCUUUCCAUCUGGACUGCAUCGAUACAUGGUUACUCUCUCACUCUACAUGCCCACUUUGUAGGGGGAGCAUCUCCUCUGAUUUCCAUGGAGUUUUCAUUCCUUCUUUCGGGGACGAAAUUGGGGUUUCUAGAGAAAGAGAGAACGGUUUAGAGGAAGUGGUUGCAGGUGGUGACAGUGGAGGUGAUCAGGGGUUUCAAAAGCAAGUGGAAAUUGGGGUAGAGAGAGAGAGUGAGCAAAGGGUAGAAAGAGAAGAGAUUGUUGAUGUUCCAGAGCAAAGAGUUUUUCCGGUAAAGCUAGGAAAGUUCAGGAGCUUGAACAACAAUGGGGCGUUAGAGAGAGAAAGUGGGAAUAGCAGUGGGGUUCUAGAGAGAGAAAGUGGGAGCAGCAGUGGGGUUCUAGAGAGAGAAAGUGGGAGUAGUGGUAGCUGCAGCAUGGAUGCGAGGCGAUGUUAUUCAAUGGGGUCUUUCCAGUAUGUUUUGGGGACAAAUGAUCUUAGAGUUGCAGUCACUCCUGCAAAAAAGAUGAGAAUUCCAGCCAAUCUAGAGAGUCGAAAUUGCGACCUAGAAGCGAAGAAGCUCAGCAAUGCCGGAAAGUUCGAGAGCUUCUCAGUGUCGAAGAUUUGGCAAUGGUCGAAGAAAGAUAAAUGUUCGAGUUCAGAAGAAAGGAUAGGAGGAUUAUUUAAACUGUAAGUGAAAUUACAGUGAUGGAUUGUUUCAGAUUUAGAUAUUAGAUAAAUGUGUCUAUAGAUCAAAUUUUAUGCAGCAUACCUUUAUCUGGUAUGUGUUUUCUUUUCUCCCAUUUUUAGCUUUAUUAUUUUUGCGGACUGUCUUAAUGUAAAAUCAGAGAUUUGUAGUCUUCUUCUUCCUUCAUCUGUUUUUCAUGGUUU
Amborella trichopoda is the source of this 2028-nucleotide messenger RNA. Its product is annotated as RING/U-box superfamily protein. The record is from RefSeq and is a predicted model, not a curated record. NCBI's taxonomy places the organism in Eukaryota, Viridiplantae, Streptophyta, Magnoliopsida, Amborellales, Amborellaceae. Gene Ontology annotation, molecular function: ubiquitin protein ligase binding.